This is a messenger RNA of Ostrea edulis (European flat oyster), 1599 nucleotides long. RefSeq names its product replication factor C subunit 4-like. Gene Ontology annotation, molecular function: ATP hydrolysis activity; ATP binding; DNA binding. Gene Ontology annotation, cellular component: nucleus; DNA replication factor C complex. NCBI's taxonomy places the organism in Eukaryota, Metazoa, Mollusca, Bivalvia, Ostreida, Ostreidae. The coding region runs from base 75 to 1220 and encodes 381 amino acids. The transcript has 11 exons. Gene Ontology annotation, biological process: DNA repair; DNA-templated DNA replication. The record is from RefSeq and is a predicted model, not a curated record.
GCCGCCGCCACAUCAACAUUUCGAGUCUCUUGUGCUUUCUCUGGUACUGACAUUAUUGUGGAACUCUUCUGUACAUGGAAACUAAGAAACCCCUAUACUUCCUGUGUACGAUCUGGCGGGAAUUUAUUGGCACAAUUUCGAUUAUGCAUCCAUUUUUCAAACCACGAGAGGCAGGAACUACGUCCCGAGACCCAAAAGUAUCGGAGAUCCCAGGCAAAGGAGGAAAGGGAAAGCAGAAACACGUCCCAUGGGUCGAGAAAUACCGUCCACGCUCAGUUGAUGAUGUAGCUUAUCAAGACGAGGUUGUCGCUGUAUUGAAGAAAUCUCUUGAAGGAUCAGAUCUGCCCAAUCUGUUGUUCUAUGGCCCCCCAGGAACGGGAAAGACCUCCACCAUCCUAGCAGCUUCCAGAUCUCUGUUUGGAACUGAUAUGAUGAAAUUGCGAGUGCUGGAACUGAAUGCAUCUGACGAACGAGGAAUUAAUGUCGUCAGAGAGAAAGUGAAGAAAUUUGCCCAGACCACAGCCAGUGGAACGCGACCAGAUGGGAAGCCAUGUCCUCCUUUUAAAAUUAUCAUUCUUGAUGAGGCAGACUCCAUGACAGCCCCUGCACAGGCAGCCCUGCGAAGAACGAUGGAGAAAGAGAGCAAGACGACGCGUUUCUGCCUGAUCUGUAACUAUGUCAGUCGGAUCAUUGAACCCAUUGCUUCCCGCUGUGCCAAAUUUCGCUUCAAACCCCUUGCAGACAGGGUGCUCAGCGAAAGACUACAGAAGAUUUGUGACACUGAAGAAAUUACUUGUGACAAAGAGUCUAUUCAGGCCCUGAUGGAUACUUCAGAGGGUGACAUGAGGAAAGCUAUCACAUAUCUCCAGAGUGCUGGCAGGCUGAAGGGGGAGGAAGGGGUGACGAAAGCCGAUGUCUACGAAAUAGCAGGGGUGAUAGACAAUGACACAAUUGAUCAGUUAAUCCAAGUCUGUCGCUCGAACUCGUACGAGAAACUGGAAAAGAUUGUCCAGGAGGUGAUGUAUGAGGGUCAUUCUGCCGCCCAGAUCAUCAAUCAGCUUCAUGACAAGGUCAUACAACUGGAUGACCUCAAUGACCAACAGAAGUCGGUCAUCUUUGAAAAGUUAGCAGUCGUUGACAAAUGUCUGAUGGACGGCGCCGAUGAGUAUCUACAAUUAAUGGCUCUGUUUACCACCAUGAUGAGAGAGAUUUGUCGAUGACCCGGGACAUGAGGUGGAGAAAGAAAUUACUUUUUACUUGAAUAUGGGAUGUGUGGGCAGACAAAAAAGAAAUGGUACUACUGAAUUUAUAUAGCGUUUAUUUAUUUCCCGCACUCCUUAUGCUGAUAUGAGGACUGAUUCGCCAAGAGAUGUACCAGUAAACCUGUACAGGAAGUCAUCUCCGUACCAGUAAACCUGUACAGGAAGUCAUCUCCAUACCAGUAAACCUGUACAGGAAGUCAUCUCCAUACCAGUAAACCUGUACAGGAAGUCAUCUCCAUACCAGUAAACCUGUACAGGAAGUCAUCUCCAAAGUGAAUGGUUUUAUGUGACAUUUCAUAUUGUAGUAAAAUCAUGAAAUAAAUGAGCACACCUUGAC